AUGGGAGCUCCCUACUACAAAUAAGUGAGCAAAGACCUCCGCUUCACUCGCAUCUGCUUCGCCCCAAGCUUUCAGCGACUCCGUUUCCCAAGUCAUGGCUUUGAAAUCGUUCAUCCAAGUCCACCCCGACUCCCAUUUCCCCAUCCAAAACCUUCCGUACGGAGCGUUCAAACCCGAACCUGCUGCACCGGUCCGCCUCGGCGUGGCAAUCGGCGACUAUGUCUUAGACCUCUCCGAGAUCGCCAAAGCCGGUCUAUUCGACGGUCCUAUGCUCACCGGCUCCGAUUGCUUCCUUCAGGCUACUCUCAACAAGUUUUUGGCGCUGGGACGGCCUGCUUGGAAGGAAGCUCGUGCUACACUUCAAAAGCUAUUGUCAGCUACGGAACCAACCUUGCGUGAUAAUGCAGACUUGAGGCAGAAGUCACUUGUGCCGAUGAGCAAGGCAGAAAUGGUUCUUCCUGUGGAAAUUGGAGACUACACAGACUUCUUUUCAUCUAUGCAUCAUGCAAAGAACUGUAGCAUCAUAUUUCGUGGACCUCAAAGCCCAAUUCCACCAAACUGGUUCCAUCUUCCUAUUGCAUAUCAUGGACGAGCAUCAUCUAUUGUCAUCUCUGGAACUGACAUUACUAGGCCAAGGGGUCAAGGCUAUCCAGCUGGUGACUCUCCACCAUAUUUUGGACCUUCUUUGAAGCUAGAUUUUGAACUUGAAAUGGCUGCUGUAGUUGGUCCAGGAAAUGAAUUAGGGAAAACUAUAGAUGUUAAUGAGGCAGCAGAUCAUAUCUUUGGACUUGUCUUGAUGAAUGACUGGAGUGCUAGAGAUAUUCAGGCAUGGGAAUAUGUUCCUCUUGGACCCUUUCUUGGGAAGAGUUUUGGUACUACAAUAUCCCCUUGGAUUGUGACACUAGAUGCUCUAGAGCCUUUUGCAUGUGAGGCUCCUAAGCAGGAUCCCCAUCCAUUGCCAUAUCUGGCAGAGAAGAAUUCCAAAAACUAUGAUAUUACAUUGGAGGUUCAAAUUAAACCUUCCGGACAAAAGGAUUCUAGUGUGGUUACAAGAAGUAAUUUCAAGAACCUAUAUUGGACGGUGACCCAACAGCUUGCACACCAUACAAUCAAUGGUUGCAACCUGAGGCCAGGCGAUCUCCUUGGAACUGGGACCAUUAGUGGGCCUGAGCCAGACUCUCUUGGAUGUCUGCUGGAACUAACAUGGAAUGGACAGAAACCAUUGUCAUUAAAUGGGACACCUCGAAAAUUCUUAGAAGAUGGGGAUGAAGUAAUCUUCACCGGUUGCUGCAAGGGAGAUGGUUACAACGUUGGUUUCGGAACCUGUGCCGGUAAGGUUCUUCCGUCACACGACUGAGGAAACCGUUGUUCGAUGGGGAUAUAAGAGGGAGUACAUGCCACUCACGUUGCCAUUGUUGGUGUUGAAGAAAUCUCACUGGAAAUCCUCAGAGCUGAAAAUGGUGUGUUUGCUGUAUUAUUUAUUGAUUACAAUGUUUAACUUAGUUGUAGCAGUUGAUGGUAUGCUGGAAUUGCUUGAUACUCUCUUCCUCUAAAUCAUGCCCCCUUCUUACCUAUAUUCACAUAGAA
This is a messenger RNA of Theobroma cacao (cacao), 1587 nucleotides long. RefSeq names its product fumarylacetoacetase. The record is from RefSeq and is a predicted model, not a curated record. Gene Ontology annotation, molecular function: fumarylacetoacetase activity. Lineage: Eukaryota; Viridiplantae; Streptophyta; Magnoliopsida; Malvales; Malvaceae. Gene Ontology annotation, biological process: homogentisate catabolic process; L-tyrosine catabolic process; L-phenylalanine catabolic process.